Podospora bellae-mahoneyi is the source of this 292-nucleotide messenger RNA. RefSeq lists its product as uncharacterized. The record is from RefSeq and is a predicted model, not a curated record. Lineage: Eukaryota; Fungi; Ascomycota; Sordariomycetes; Sordariales; Podosporaceae. The transcript is spliced from 3 exons. Bases 29 to 292 code for a protein of 87 amino acids.
CUCCAUCAGAUGCUCUCUAUCAGAGAGGAUGAUUGCGCAUCAUCAGGGGAGAAAAAGCACGGUGCCUGAGUUUAGUGCUCCUUCUCCUGUCUCGGGUGGCCCGAUUUGGCAUCCUCCCCAUACCCCAUACGAUUCUGUACCCCAGUCCAUGCUCCCCACACUGCAUGUCGGCCCUUCCCUCGCCAGCUCCACCGUGCCAACGGCUUGGACGCCCGUGGACGCCCUUGACGUUGAGGCGGUCCUUGGCUUGACCCCGGCCCGAGCACGGCAGCCUCCCGGUACCACAUGUUGA